Molecule: messenger RNA, 4046 nt
Organism: Felis catus (domestic cat)
Lineage: Eukaryota; Metazoa; Chordata; Mammalia; Carnivora; Felidae
Gene: CCNF
Product: cyclin F
Exons: 17
Coding region: 40-2478 (812 amino acids)
Biological process (GO): regulation of cyclin-dependent protein serine/threonine kinase activity; mitotic cell cycle phase transition
Cellular component (GO): nucleus; centrosome; cyclin-dependent protein kinase holoenzyme complex
Molecular function (GO): protein binding; cyclin-dependent protein serine/threonine kinase regulator activity
Source: RefSeq, a predicted model, not a curated record
CCGGGGGCGCGAGCGGCGGCUGCGGCUACGGCGGCGGUGAUGGGGAGCGGCGGCGUCAUCCACUGCAGGUGUGCCAAGUGUUUCUGUUACCCUACAAAGCGGAGAAUAAGGAGGAGACCCCGAAACCUAACCAUCCUGAGCCUCCCUGAAGAUGUGCUCUUUCAUAUCCUGAAAUGGCUCUCUGUCGGGGACAUCCUCGCUGUCCGAGCUGUGCAUUCUCACCUGAAGAACCUAGUGGACGGCCACGCCAGUGUGUGGGCGUGUGCCAGCUUCCAGGAGCUGUGGCCUUCUCCAAAGAACCUGAAGCUCUUUGAAAGGGCUGCCGAAAAGGGAAAUUUUGAAGCUGCUGUGAAGCUGGGGAUAGCCUACCUCUACAACGAAGGCCUUUCUGUGUCUGACGAAGCCCGUGCGGAAGUGAACGGCCUGAAGGCCUCUCGCUUCUUCAGUCUCGCCGAGCAACUGAAUGCGGGCAGCACGCCCUUCAUCUGGCUCUUCAUCCGCCCUCCGUGGUCAGUGUCUGGAAGCUGCUGCAAGGCUGUGGUUCACGAGAGCCUCAGGGCAGAGUGCCAGCUGCAGGGAGUGAAUCCGGUUGAGGAACACACAUGGGGCCCGCAUGCCGGGCGGUCCGAGCUGCACCGGACUCACAGAGCAUCCAUACUGCACUGCCUGGGGAGAGUGCUGAGUCUCUUUGAGGAUGCAGAGCGGAAGCAGCAGGCCCGGGACCUGUUUGAAGAGUCUGCUCGCCAGGGCUGUCUGGCCAGCUCGUACCUCCUGUGGGAACGUGACAGGAGGACGGACAUGUCCGAUCCUGGACGAUGCCUCCACAGCUUCCGGAAACUCAGGGACUACGCUGCCAAAGGCUGCUGGGAAGCACAGCUGUCGUUAGCCAAAGCCUGUGCGAACGGGGGCCAGCUCGGACUGGAGGGGAAGGUCGCCGACGGGGUCGCGCGCCGGCUGUUCCAGGCCUCCCGUGCCGUCAGCAAGCAGCAGGUCUUCUCCGUGCAGAAGGGACUCAGCGACACGAUGAGGUACAUCCUGAUUGACUGGCUGGUGGAGGUCGCCACCAUGAAGGACUUCACGAGCCUGUGCCUGCACCUGACUGUGGAGUGCGUGGACCGGUACCUGCGGAGGAGGCUCGUGCCUCGGUACAGGCUCCAGCUGCUGGGCAUCGCCUGCAUGGUCAUCUGCACCCGGUUCAUCAGCAGAGAGAUCCUGACAAUCCGAGAGGCGGUUUGGCUCACGGACAACACCUACAAGUAUGAAGACCUGGUGAGGAUGAUGGGAGAGAUCAUCUCUGCCCUGGAAGGGAGGAUUCGAGUCCCCACUGUGGUUGAUUACAAGGACGUCCUGCUGACGCUGGUCCCUGAGGCCCCAAGAACCCAGCAUCUGUGUGGCUUCCUGUGUGAGCUGUCCCUGCUGCACACCAGCCUGGCCGCCUAUGCUCCGGCCUGUCUGGCCGCGGCCGCCCUGCUGCUCGCGCGGCUGACCCACGGACAGACACAGCCCUGGACCACAAGGUUGUGGGACAUCACCGGGUUCUCUUGUGAAGACCUCAUACCCUGUGUCUUGAGCCUUCAUCAGAAGUGCUUCCACGACGACGCCCCCAAGGACUACAGGCAAGUCUCUCUGACCGCCGUGAAGCAGCGAUUCGAGGACAAGCGCUACGAAGAGAUCAGCCGGGAAGAGGUGCUGAGCUACGGGCAGCUGUGCGCAGCUCUGGGCGUGAAGCAAGGCAGCCCGGAGCCCACCUCCUUCCUCAGCGCGGGGGACAUUCACACCUUCCUCAGCUCUCCGUCGGGAAGAAGAACCAAGCGGAAGCGGGAGAACAGCCUCCAGGAGGACAGGGGCAGCUUCGUCACCACGCCCACCGCGGAGCUGUCCAGCCAGGAGGAGGUGCUGCUGGGCAGCUUCCUGGACUGGAGCCUGGACUACUGCUCGGGCUACGAGGGUGACCAGGAGAGCGAGGGCGAGAAGGACGGUGACGUGACGGCACCCAGUGGCGUCCUCGACGUCACCGUGGUCUAUCUAAACCCAGAACAGCACUGCUGCCAGGAAUCAAGCGACGAGGAGGCCUGCCCGGAGGCCGGUGGUCGCCAGGAUGUGCGCGCCUACGUACCGGGCACCCAGACACCUCCGAGCCCGGGGCCCCAGCCUCUGCUCCACGGCAGGAGGGAGCCAGGCAAGGACAGUGUGACCUCGGGGUACUCCUCCAUCUGCAGCGCGAGUCCCACAGACUCGGUGGACGGGGUCUCGGGGGCCUCCCCCCGGUCUACCUCAGUGCCUUCCCCGGGCAGUGACUCAGGCACACAGCCUUGCCGCCAGCACGCCAAGAAGCCAUGUUUACAGUGUCACUCUCCAAGCCCCCUGGAGAGCAGCACCCCCCAGCGACAGGUAAAGAGGAAAAACCUAUCUGCCCACAGCGAGGAGGAGGAAGAGGAGGAUGAGGACGAGGAGAGGGGCCUGAGCCCUGCUUGCUGAGGCCGUGAGUGCCCGCACUUGCUGCGGGCAACGUUUGCUUGGGGGUGGGGGGGGUGCUGCCACUGCACUAGGGAGCCUGGGGGCUCCGGAGGCGGACACCGUGUGCACCCUGGUGGCUCUCACACAGGGAACUGAGAGAACGCGGGAUGCGAAGUUUCCUUCUCCGGGGCAGCCCAACGUGAACCGUCAGAACGUCUUAAGUCAGAACAGAAACUCCGAUGCUUCCCUUUGGAAAGUUUAGCCUCAAAGCAAUCAUGCCACGCCCUGUGAAGCCCAUUUCUCUGUCCCCUCUUGUGUCUGUCCUCUCUCUGGGGAACUUGAGCCCAUGUCUGAUGUCCCCAGCCCCACUGAGCCCCAUCCCGGGAACUGACAGCUUUCACCAUUGAGAACAUGUGUGAGCAGGUGGCCUGGCACAGCUCACCCCCCGCAUCUAUGGGGUUCGGGUGACCGGAGGAGCUGACCUCUCUGAGCGCACGCACCACUGUCCUCGUACCGCCUUGGUUCCCUUCCUCCCUGGGUGGCAGGUCCCCUGCUGAGGGAGCCCGGCCCCUGCACUGUCGAGCCCUGCGUGUGACCACCAGGUGGGCAGGCCCAGAGUCUUGUCAGGCUGGGCCUUGAGGGCUUGGCCCUAAGCUCCCUGCCUGCCAUACUUCCAGCUCCUUUUAGAGAUCCUUCUAUUCCCCCAGAGCGAUUGAUCUGUGUCCCCAGCAGGUGGUGUCCAUAUGAACACCUCUCUUUGCACUGAAUUUCUAGGCUAUUUCUUCUCCAUCUUUAUUUCCAUCCUUCAUUUUUCUAAGAUGGAAAUAAAAGAAAAAGAUAGAAGAUAUUAAGUUAGAGAGAGAGAGAUUCCUAACUUUAUUUAGGUUCAACUAAAAAAUGAAACAUCUGAUUCAGAUCUCUCAUGCUAUCCUGACACUCUUGAGGCGAAAAGAAUUUUCCCAGCGAAGUUGGACAGAAAAAAUCUAAAUGUCAUUCGUAACAUCUGAGGUGACCAGGAUGCAGAUGAGCGAGAUUUAGAGGACCUGUCCCCCACCUGUUGGGGAGGGUGGAUCUGCUGUGGGUACCUGAGGCUCCCCCAAGCCUCCACCUCCUGCGUGCAGCAGCCACAACACCAGAGGGAUCUGCUUGAGCCUGACCCUGACCUCCCCUCAGCUGGGUGGACCACGGAGGCACGUGCCCUGCAGCGAUAGCUUUUGUUUUUUCUCAAAAUGUCAGAACGAACCACUGGGCCAGGAGUGUCCCCCAAAUGCUCUUGAACUAAAACUAUGGCGCACAGAGGUGCCGACUCAGUGGUGGCUUUUCUGGGUGCUGUGUGUGUGUGUGUGUGUGUGUGUGUGUGUGUGUCCCCAUGUCCGUGGGAGCUGUCUUCUUGCUACUGUAAGAGAAUUCUGACCGCCCUGGGCGGGGCAUGGUUGGAAUGCAGAGACCCCGCCAUUGGGAUCGCAGACCUUUCCUGUCAACUGUGUGCCCCUGGGCAUGUGUGAGCCUCGGCUUCCUCAUGUGUAAGCUGGGGCAGCAAUACCUACCUCACAGGGGUGUUGUGAGGAUUAAAUGUGAUAAGGACAGUG